This is a messenger RNA of Phycomyces blakesleeanus NRRL 1555(-), 384 nucleotides long. RefSeq lists its product as hypothetical. The record is from RefSeq and is a predicted model, not a curated record. The transcript is spliced from 5 exons. The coding region runs from base 1 to 384 and encodes 127 amino acids. NCBI's taxonomy places the organism in Eukaryota, Fungi, Mucoromycota, Mucoromycetes, Mucorales, Phycomycetaceae.
AUGUUCUGCGUUACUGAUAUGCAUGUUGUUGCCGUUGUGAAUGGUCUCAAUUCGUCUAAAAGGCUUAUUGAUUGGCGAGGUUUCUACUUGCUACAAGAAGUAGUAGUAAAAUUAGUAGAGAUAGGAGAAGUAGUAGAUAUUAGAGAAGCGAUGUGGGGUAAACGGGACUUGGCGGCAAAGGGUGGGAAAGGGGGUUCGACCUUUCCUUCCUUCCUUCCUUCCCCUCGGAAAUGUCGGUCUUUGAGUACCAGAACUCAGCCAUGUGAGAAUGACAAAGGGUUCGAGUAUAGGUUGUACAGAGGGGAUAAGAUGGUGUCGACCAUGCUUCCUACGCACAUGAAAAUCCCGUCUAUUGGACUGAACGGUAUAGGCGGAGAUCGAUAA